This is a messenger RNA of Mytilus californianus (California mussel), 719 nucleotides long. RefSeq names its product probable G-protein coupled receptor Mth-like 1. The record is from RefSeq and is a predicted model, not a curated record. Lineage: Eukaryota; Metazoa; Mollusca; Bivalvia; Mytilida; Mytilidae. The transcript has a single exon. Gene Ontology annotation, molecular function: G protein-coupled receptor activity. Gene Ontology annotation, biological process: G protein-coupled receptor signaling pathway. Gene Ontology annotation, cellular component: membrane. The coding region runs from base 1 to 585 and encodes 194 amino acids.
AUGUACUACGUUUUUACAAGCAAAACUGGCAUUCAUAUAUCCGAAACAUCUAGGCUGGCAGUUUAUAUAUUAUAUUCUUAUGUGAUACCGGCAAUAAUUGUAGCAUUGAACAUUGUUAUAACUAGUAGUUUAUCAAGCGUUACAUCGAUUGGAUACGGAGGUCACGUUUGUUUUUUGAAUCGACGAAUCGCAUUCAUUGUUACAUUCAUAAUUCCAAUAAGUCUUGUUUGCUGUUCAAAUAUUUUCUUCUUUAUUGGGACUGCUUUAACAAUAGCAAGACGACCAAAUUUGGAAAACGAUUCCCAAAUGAAUAUAAAUCAAAUUCAAUUUAGCGUGUACGUGAAAUUAUUUUCUAUAACUGGAAUCUCUUGGAUUUUUCAAAUCAUCGAUUCUUUCAUACCCUUUUCAGUCUUUUCAACAAUUGUUUCCCUUUUGAACGCUUUACAGGGUGUGUUCAUAUUUAUUUCGUAUGUCUGUAACAGACGUGUAAUAAAUCUAUAUAAACAAACUAAAAUGUCGCUAAGCGAAAACAGCAAUUCAAGAACAAGCAUACAUACAACUUCCAUCGAACUGAGUGCAGUUUAGAUAUACAACAUACACCGAACUACGUGGAGUUUAGAUAUUCAUCAUCCUCCAAAUUAGUUGGAGUUUAGAUAUACAGCCCCAAGUUAAAGUGAAGUUUUGGCCUACAACAUCAAUCGAACUUAGUAAAGUUUAGA